UUCCCGAACGAGAGAGAACAUAUUAUUCUCUCCGCCUUUAUUACUUUUCUAUCUUUCUGCUUCUCCCUCACCAUUUUACUCUCUGCUUCACAAAGAAAUUCCGUCUCACUUCUUCUAUAACCAAAAUACCACCACCAUGAGCUAAGAUUGAGAGAACAAUAUCAACACAUACCAUUUUCUCUUCCAUCAUUCGCUGAAAACCAGCUGCAAUUUCAAAGUUAGGUUUGCAAAAAGCUUGCUUUUUGACCUAAUUCGAGAUUUGGGUUCUUAGAUCGAUGCAGUAUGACACAACUGACAUCAGUAUAUUCUUCCUUCUCUUAUUCUUAUGGUAGUUUUAUUGGUGGUUUGGCGUUGGUUGGUUGUAGGAGAGAAGAAAGCGGUGGUGGUGGAGGAGGUGGAUGUGGGAAUUCAAGAGUCGAGGUGGUGGUGGAGGAGAUCGGGGAUGGGGUCUUGGUGGAGAAGGUCAUUGAGGUGUUGUUAGCAGAAGGGAUGGUGAUUUUCUGCAGAAUACUAUGCUCGGCUGCUCUCAGGAACAUAUGGGGUUGUUUCAUCUUCAGCCUUUACGGAGAUCGGUUUACUCUAUGGAUAGCUAACUCCCUCUCUCUAUUUUUGUAAUGAACAUAUGGUGUUUGAUGAAAUGACUUGUACUGUAUGUAGAACAGUAGAAGUAUGAUGUCUGGUAUCAAAUGGAAGCUAUGACGCCAUCAUCAGCUUCACUUGAUGAGGGUGCUUAGCGAUUGAGUUUCAUAUACCUCCAUUUUUUUCGCCAACCUAGUCUACCUGCUAAGGAAGCACCUAUCUUUGCUAAAAAAUAAUUGUUUGAUGAUUUUUUAAGAUACAUUGAAUGACUCUGUUACUGUUAAGCUACAUAUUUCAUACCUUAGAAUCCGUAAUCAAUAAAUCCAGUGUUUGUUUCUCAA
Molecule: messenger RNA, 920 nt
Organism: Papaver somniferum (opium poppy)
Lineage: Eukaryota; Viridiplantae; Streptophyta; Magnoliopsida; Ranunculales; Papaveraceae
Exons: 2
Coding region: 283-615 (110 amino acids)
Source: RefSeq, a predicted model, not a curated record